AUGGUUAGGAAAUGAAUGGGACCCAUAACACAACGGCUAUUGCCGGCGGUUGAAUUUUGACGGCGGCUGAGAUGAUCCUACCACCCCCCCACGGCUCAAUAGUCAGAAACACAAGUGGUAGGUGAAAGCUCCAUGCUUGAAACCAGCCCCACCGUCUGUCUACACAUGGAGUGCUGAAAAUAAAAUAUCUGAAAAUUCCUUCACCAACCCAACACAACAGAACUCUCUCGCUCUCGCUAGUCAAUUUCUACAGUUCUGCCAAAAAGAUCGUAUCAUAUCGUACCCAAAUUCAAACAUCAGGAGAUUUUAUCAAGCAUCUGUCGUAGCUUGUGUGGAUAGGGAGAAUGGCGGCGUCCGGUGAGUGGUACUGUGAGAAAAGACCCUUCUCGAAGAAUGAGUCUUUUGCAAGAGACAAUGAGAAUGUGCCUGAAACUGGGUGCCUCUCCAUCAUUGUUCUUGGUGCUUCUGGUGAUCUCGCUAAAAAAAAGACCUUUCCUGCACUUUUUAACCUUUACCGGCAGGGAUUUCUACAAUCGAAUGAAGUUCACAUUUUUGGCUAUUCAAGGACCAAGCUAUCUAAUGAUGAAUUGAGAGAUCGAAUUCGAGGGUUUCUUCCCCAGGGGAAAGAAUUGACAAAUGAUGUUUCAGACUUUCUGCAGUUGAUUAUAUAUGUGAGUGGCUCUUAUGAUGCUCCGGAAGGGUUUCAAGAAUUAGAUAAGGCAAUAUCUGAGCAUGAAGUAUCAAAAAACAGUACAGAAGGAUCAUCCCGGAGGCUUUUCUAUCUUGCACUUCCUCCAUCAGUAUAUCCACAAGUCUGCAAAAUGAUCAAGAGUUAUUGCAUGAAUAAAUCUGAUCUUGGUGGAUGGACUCGUAUUGUUGUUGAGAAGCCCUUUGGCAAGGAUUUGGCUUCAGCUGAGGAACUAAGCUCCCAGAUAGGAGAAUUGUUUGAUGAACCACAAAUUUACCGUAUUGAUCAUUAUUUGGGAAAGGAAUUGGUGCAGAACUUGUUGGUGCUUCGUUUUGCAAAUCGCUUCUUUUUACCUCUUUGGAAUCGUGAUAACAUUGCUAAUGUGCAGAUUGUGUUUAGAGAAGAUUUUGGGACUGAAGGUCGUGGUGGAUAUUUUGAUCAAUAUGGGAUUAUCCGUGAUAUUAUCCAAAAUCACUUAUUACAGGUUCUUUGCCUUGUCGCCAUGGAGAAACCCGUCUCCCUGAAGCCUGAGCAUAUACGAGAUGAGAAAGUGAAGGUUCUUCAAUCAGUUGUUCCUAUAAAAGACGAAGAGGUGGUGCUUGGUCAAUAUCAAGGCUAUAAGGAUGAUCCAACAGUUCCAAAUGACUCAAACACUCCAACCUUUGCAACAGUAAUUCUACGUAUACACAAUGAAAGAUGGGAAGGUGUGCCUUUUAUACUCAAGGCAGGAAAAGCUUUAAAUUCGAGAAAAGCUGAAAUCAGGGUUCAAUUCAAGGAUGUUCCUGGCGAUAUAUUUAAAUGUCAAAAGCAAGGAAGGAAUGAAUUUGUGAUUCGACUGCAACCUUCAGAGGCCAUAUACAUGAAGCUAACAGUCAAACAGCCUGGAUUGGAAAUGUCAGUUGUUCAGAGUGAACUAGACUUGUCAUACAGGCAACGCUACCAAGGGGUUGUCAUUCCUGAGGCUUAUGAACGGCUGAUUCUUGACACAAUUAAAGGUGAUCAGCAGCAUUUUGUCCGCAGAGACGAACUGAAGGCAGCCUGGGAGAUCUUCACUCCCCUUCUGCACCGAAUAGAUCAGGGAGAGUUCAAGUCACUUCCUUACAAGCCGGGCAGCAGAGGCCCUGUGGAAGCAGACGAACUGUUAGAACGCGCAGGUUAUGUCCAAACACACGGGUACAUAUGGAUCCCCCCAACCUUGUAACUAAGUUUCUGAAAGAGACACACCAACCCCUGCCUUUUUAAUUCCCUGUUGUUACUAUAAACAUUUCGCCAUUCAUGUCUGAGACCGAGAUUGAGAAAUAUGUAACGGGUCGGUGUAUCAAUGCCCUUAUGUAAUAAUACAUGGUGUUCCAAAAGGUAAUAAAAAUGGAAGUCUGAUUGAUGCUUGCUUCGCUUCACA
This is a messenger RNA of Sesamum indicum (sesame), 2087 nucleotides long. RefSeq names its product glucose-6-phosphate dehydrogenase 5 (gene G6PD5). Lineage: Eukaryota; Viridiplantae; Streptophyta; Magnoliopsida; Lamiales; Pedaliaceae. Gene Ontology annotation, cellular component: cytosol. The record is from RefSeq and is a predicted model, not a curated record. Gene Ontology annotation, molecular function: glucose-6-phosphate dehydrogenase activity; NADP binding. Gene Ontology annotation, biological process: pentose-phosphate shunt, oxidative branch; glucose metabolic process.